Messenger RNA from Passer domesticus (house sparrow), 3756 nucleotides. It is a transcript of the gene EFNA2, whose product is annotated as ephrin A2. The transcript is spliced from 4 exons. Lineage: Eukaryota; Metazoa; Chordata; Aves; Passeriformes; Passeridae. The record is from RefSeq and is a predicted model, not a curated record. Gene Ontology annotation, biological process: axon guidance; bone remodeling; osteoclast differentiation. Bases 540 to 1139 code for a protein of 199 amino acids. Gene Ontology annotation, molecular function: ephrin receptor binding. Gene Ontology annotation, cellular component: plasma membrane.
CCGGGGCGGGGGGCGCGGGGGGCGCGGGCGGCGGGCGCAGCAUGGCGCGGCGGCACUGAGCGAGCGGCGGCCUCCCGGCCCGGCCUUUGUCUCUCCGCUGUCCCCGGGGCGGAGCAGCCCGCGGCGGGGCCCGGGGCUGAGCCCGUAGGUGCGGCGGCAGCACCGGGGGCUCGGCACCGGGCGGCGGCGGCGGCGCCGCGGGGCUCGGAGGAACUUGGCCGAAGUUGGGCGCGGGAGGAGGUGCUGGUGGUGGUGGUGGUGGGGGGGGAAGGUUCCCGGUACCGGGGCGAUCCCGGGGCGCCGCGGGAACCGGGCCGGUCCCCGCCGCCCCAGCGCGGGAUGCGGCUGCCCCGGCGCCGCCGCACCGCGGCCGCCCCCGAGUCCCCCCGCUGACGGCGCCCGGGGCCGCGGGCGAUGGUGAGGGCUGGGCGCCCGCCCGCCGCCGCCGCCGCCCGCCGCCCGCCCGCCGUCCCCGGCCGGCCCCAGGGCCCCGCCGCCCCCUGAAGCGGCCGGAGCCGCGCCCGCCGCCCGCCGGGACGAUGGUGCGCUGCGGGGCGGCCGCGCUGCUCGCCGCGCUGCUCGGCGUCUGCGUCUGGACCGACGAGACCGGGAAAGUUAUCUCGGACCGGUUCGCCGUCUACUGGAACCGGAGCAAUCCCAGGUUCCACCGCGGGGACUACACGGUGGAGGUGAGCAUCAACGACUACCUGGACAUCUACUGCCCGCACUACGAGGAGCCGCUGCCGGAGCGCAUGGAGAGGUACAUCCUCUACAUGGUCAACUACGAGGGCCACGCGUCCUGCGACCACCGGCAGCGCGGCUUCAAGCGCUGGGAGUGCAACCGGCCCGACUCCCCCAACGGGCCCCUCAAGUUCUCCGAGAAGUUCCAGCUCUUCACCCCCUUCUCGCUGGGCUUCGAGUUCCGGCCCGGCCACGAGUACUACUACAUCUCCGCGUCCCCCCCGAACACGGUGGACAGGCCCUGCCUGAAGCUGAAGGUUUAUGUUCGGCCAACAAACGAUUCCCUGUACGAGUCCCCGGAGCCCAUUUUCACCAGCAACAACUCCUGCUGCAGCCUCAGGGUGCCGCCGGCGGCGCUGGCGGUGGUGCCGGUGGUCUGGACGCUCCUGCUCUCGUAGCACCGACCCCGACCCACCGGGAGCGGCUCCGGGGACGGAUCCCGCCCGCCCCCGUGGCCUGGAUGGUGCCCAGGGAGGGUCGCUGCUGCCGCCGAGGAUUUUGUCGCCGCCCGCAGUCGCCGCCGUGGCGCGGCUGUCCCGCCGGGAGCGGAGCCGGGCUGUCCCGGGGAGCCGGUCCCGAGUCUCCAUCCCUGCCCUGCAGCUCCGGCUGUCCCGGUGGGGCGUUGCUUUUUACAUUUCUAGACCAAAUACAGAGUCCUCGUCCGUCUGGGUGUUUUUUCCUUCGUUUUUUUUUUUUUUUUUUUUUUUUUUUUUUUUUUUUUUUGUUUGUUUUUUGUUUUUUUUUUUUUGGGUCUGUUUUGCUUUUGCUCGGUUUUUUAAAAGAAAAAAUAUUUUUAUUUUUAUUUGUUGAGUUGCUCCCGUCGGGUCCCCCUGGUGCCAGACUGACCCGCACGGGCCGGGCUCGAGUCCCCGCUGAGCCCUCGUUGUCCCCACCGUGGGCAGAGCCACCGGGAGCACCGGGAGCACCGGACACAGCGAUGGUGCCACCGGCUCCGUGGGCACGGACGCCUUCCCAGCCCGGCCACAGGACGUCACGGGGCCGGAGCCGCCACCCCCGGCCACCCCCUGCCCCGGGCACGGGGGGCCUGGACGGACACAGCCCCCUCUGAGCACCGGGGGGGGUCACCCUGUCCCCUCCGCUCGGGCCGCGGGUGUCACCGCCGUCCCCAUGGGACACCGGGAGCAGCACAGGAAACUGGACAGCAGGCAAGGACAGCACUGGGGACAGCCUGGGGACACUGCGGUGGCCGACGUGGAGAGCACUGGGGGUGCGUGGCCAGCACGGGAGCACCGGGGAUGGCACGGGGAGAGCGGCGAGAGGCCAGCCAGGAGAGCACCGGGCACAACUGGCACGGGGAGCGGCAGGAACGGCCAGCACCGGGAGCGCCGGCGGCACGGAGAGCGCUGGGGACGGCUGGCACUGGCACUGGGAGCGCUGGGAAGGCUGGCACUGGCACGGAGAGCGCUGGGGACGGCUGGCACUGGCACUGGGAGCACUGGGGACGGCUGGCACUGGCACUGGCAGCGCUGGCACGGCCGAUGGCUGGCACUGGGAGCGAUGGGAAGGCUGGCACUGGCACUGGGAAGGGCUGGCACUGGCAGCACUGGGAAUGCUGGCACUGGCACUGGGAAGGGCUGGCACUGGCACUGGGAAGGGCUGGCACGGCCGAUGGCUGGCACUGGGAGCGCAGGAAUGGGCGGCUGGCACGGGGAGCACCGCCGGGCGCUGGCAGCCGGCAGGCCGGGCUCGCCCAGCCGUGGGCAUCGCCCCGAGGGCGUUGGGCCGGGGCAGGAGGAGUGCGUGCCGUGGGUUUUCCUCCUCCGCCCUGCUCCGUGUCCCCCCGAUGCCUUGGGGGGCACAGGAGCCCCCAUGGCGGGGGCAGCGACCGCGUGCAGGACCUUCCUGGCGCUCCCCCAUUGUCCCCCGACAUUCCAGGGCUGGGCUUGGGAAUUUUUCCCUUUUCCUUUGCAUUAAUAAGUGAAAACCACCCCACCCCCCCCUCCAAACCCCCAAUCCGAGGUUGGCCGUGACCCCAGGGCUGGCAGAUCCCCAGGGAGGGGUCACCCCGCAGCCCCGGGGGCUGACCCCUCCUCGCCUUAAAUCUGGGGCUGUCCCACCCUGGGGAGGUCCCGUGCCCACCCCCCAGCAGCCAGGGGUGCUCGGUGGUCCCGGGGGAUGCCAGAGGUGGGCUCAGACCUGGCUGGAGCCCCCCCAUUCCGAGUGGAUCCCGGCCCUUCCUGCAGUGGGGGUCGGGGGGGCUCCAUCCCUGUACAUACAGCGCUAUACUGUGAGCGGUUUUUUUUAUGUAUUGUUGAGAAUGGAUUUUAUGGAAGGGUUUAUCUUAUUUUUAUUUUAUUUUUAUUUUUUAGACUAGGAAGCUGGAAUCUUGCAAUAAGCUCAUCCCGACCAUCCAAAAAAAAAAAAAAAAAGGAGAAAAAAAAAUUUACAAAAAAAAGAAAAAUUACAAAAAAAACCACCCCCCACAUAAUUAAAAGAAAAAAAAAAAAAUUGCAUUCCCUGCCGUCCCUGUCCCUGUCCCGUGUGUCCAGACCAGGUCGUGGUUCCCGAAGGUGACAGAAGCAUUGUGUUUAUGGGGGGGGGGAUGCGGGGGGCACCUGCCAGGCUCUGACGUGGAGCCAGCAGCACCCGCCUGGCCUUCGGUCUGUGUUUUAUAUAUAUAUAGAUUAUAUAUAUAAAUAUCUAUAUUGUGUACAGCGACUGUGGGAGAGUGGAAGGACGGAGGCGGCGGUGGGGGGGGGCUGGGGGUCCCCUGGAGCAGCCCCCCGUGCCCGGGCCGUGGUGGGGGAGGGCUGGGGGUCCCCUGGAGCAGCCCCCCGUGCCCGGGCCGUGGUGGGGGAGGGCUGGGGGUCCCCUGGAGCAGCCCCCCGUGCCCCCCACGCUGUCCCCCCGUGCUGGUCCCGCUCCGUCCUUCGACAUUUCCGCUUUCGUCCUCGACGUCGUGCUGAUGGUAACCGGAUCUCUCACCCCCACCCCCAUUUGGAUUCUGUAUUUUUUUAUAAUAAAAUACAAAUAAAUGUCGUGUGAGGGCCUUGC